AUGGAUCCACCUGUUGAACUCCCACCCGCUGGCAACCCCUGUGCCAUCAACAACGGAGGCUGCGAACACGACUGCGUGCAGCUGACCUUCUCCCACCACCGAUGCCAAUGCCGGCCGAAUUACCAGCUGAAAGAGGACGGCAAGCACUGCGUGGUGAAGAAUCCAUGCGCGACCCACAACGGAGCCUGCAUGCACAAAUGCCACAACCACAACGGGCUGGCGCGUUGCGAAUGCCACCCGGGCUACCGACUGGCGCCGGAUCGUAAAACCUGCCAAGCCUGCCCCAAAGGGACUUUUGGGAAGAACUGCAGCUCUCUCUGUCUCUGCCAAAACGGAGGCAGCUGCCAUCCAGUGACGGGGACCUGCCUCUGUCCCCCCGAGGCCGACGGGGACCGGUGCGAAGAUGUCUGUCCCAGAGGAUUUUUCGGAAAACAGUGCCGGAAAAAAUGCCACUGUGCCAACCGGGGACGAUGCCACCGGGUUUUCGGCACCUGCCUGUGCGACCCGGGACGCUACGGGCGUUUCUGUCACCUAGCUUGCCCGAAGUGGGCGUACGGGAUCGGCUGCUCGGAAGAGUGCCGUUGCGUGCAAGCCAACACACAACACUGUGACAAGCGAGACGGCACUUGUGUUUGCAAGCCUGGGCAUCGAGGGGAAAGGUGCCAAUCGGCUUGUCCCAGCGGCUUUUUCGGGGUGGACUGCCAGCACGCCUGCCGUUGCCUCAACGGAGCCCGCUGUGAUCCCGCCACGGGCCACUGCCACUGCGCCGCGGGUUGGAUCGGGCCACACUGCAACCAAAGGGCCACCGCCACGGCGCCGUGGGCUGGAUUGGGCCACACUGCAACCAAAGUGUGUCUCCUGGCAGCCGGGCAUGAAAAUAGGGCAUCUCCCUUGUCUGUCUGGAUCCGAACUCAGGCUCACCUCUCUCUCUUUCUCUCUCUCUCUCUCUCUCCAGCUUGCCCAGCUGACCGCUACGGCGAGAACUGCACCCAGGAAUGCCACUGCGCCAACGGAGCCUCGUGCCACCCUGUCACGGGGCGAUGCCUGUGUGCACCAGGAUGGGUUGGUGCCACUUGCCAACAAGAGUGCCCGCCGGGACGCUACGGGCCGAAUUGCGAGGGAUUGUGUCAGUGUAAGAACGGCGGUCAUUGUGUGGCCACAACGGGGGCGUGCCAGUGUCCGGCUGGAUACAUCGGCGCCGAUUGUAACGUAGGUAAGGCUGUGUUUAUUUCUAGUCAACCGCAAAGAGUAAAAUCCUAUAUAAAGCAACAUGGAUCGCUUAAUGACCAUCAAGAGCUCCGGGUUCAAUUCCGGUCGUACGUUGAGGCCCAGCUGCAUGGCAUCACUUCCCAAUGCUUUUGCUUCCCAAUUUUUUAAAUUUUAUUAUGCGGUGGUUCUGCUUGGAUUUAUGCACCGUUUUCUCUCCUUGUGGCAUUUGUAAUGAUGAUGAUUAUGUAUAAUUUUUAGCCUGAGGUUAUCGUUUUAUCUGCUUGCUUUCGUUUUAGCUUUUUUUAAUAAAAAAAUCGAUUAUUGGAUUAUUUCUCUUUUGAUGCUUAUUUUUUCCUCCCUUUUUUUCGGCUUGCUUUUGCUAGCUUUUAACUUAUUUAUUUAUCAAAUGUAACGGCUGAUUGAUUUCAGCUUCAAUUCGAUUCACAGUCUGGGACUGGUCAAAACUUAACAGUUCAGCUGUUAAGGUAACGUCUGUGUAUAU
Molecule: messenger RNA, 1711 nt
Organism: Thamnophis sirtalis
Lineage: Eukaryota; Metazoa; Chordata; Lepidosauria; Squamata; Natricidae
Source: RefSeq, a predicted model, not a curated record